CUGAGAUACCUCUGGCCACAACAUGGAUCAACAACGUGGUCAUCCGUAUGAACAGCUGACCCCUGAUGUCGAGCUUGAAAGAAUAUCGACAGCAGAUGGCGCAUUAGUCGACUUACCAAGUAAAUACCCGACCAAUUCAGAUACACCGACUGCAGCUUCUAAUCUCAGUGAUUCCGAAGCUAACUACUUGCAUGAUGGGAAAGUUGACGAACAACUUACACCCGUAGCGAGACCCUCUAUAGAUCCUUCACCAUCAAAGAAACUGGCCUAGCUACCAUACACUCUACGCUAUAUCCCUCUAUAUCUGAUACUUGCCUUUUUAUUGCUUUUAGAACUCGCUGUUGUGGUAGUUCACGGGAUUUCGUCUAGCAACUCGGGGCUCGUCGAGGAUAAUGGAUCGCCGUCUUCAUCUUCUAGGUCGUAUCCCGAUAUCUCCUACACCUGGCCAAAUAGCCUUGCUAUCAAAUGGAUCCACGAGCGGCCCAUUGGGGGAUCCCGAGUCGUUGAACAAUGGUCGGACGCUGAUACGAGGCAUCUCUUAUGGGUUGAGCCACCUCAAAUGAUGGCUUUAAACUGCCAGCCCGUCAUCGAAACCGCCAGUACUCGAAUUAUUCUAGAUUGCAGUAGCAAACGGGUGCUCUCGUAUAAGGUCCUGGAUACAUUAUACGCAUACAAAUAUGUGUGGAACGCUCCCUGGACCAAAUAUCGCACAAAAUUCUACUGGGACGGUCCCGUGCAGAAACUGAAGAUCACAGUUAGCCACGGAGUGCUCUUUAAGACCGCACUUCUUGGAGCCGCAGAUGUGAGAAGAUUUGGGGGGAACUCAAACUUCGAUUCAGCCGGAGAUGGAAUGGAGGACACUUCAGAACAAUCGUUCAAUUUCCGACAGACCGGGCUCAAUGUCGAUUAUAUGACUUAUUCAAUGUUAUCAUUACAAGACUUUGGUCACCGAAAGCUGCUUGAUGCCGCCGUAUUGGAGCGAACCGCGCAAUGCGCAUUC
This is a messenger RNA of Xylaria bambusicola, 1000 nucleotides long. RefSeq lists its product as uncharacterized. The record is from RefSeq and is a predicted model, not a curated record. Lineage: Eukaryota; Fungi; Ascomycota; Sordariomycetes; Xylariales; Xylariaceae. Bases 23 to 271 code for a protein of 82 amino acids. The transcript has a single exon.